AGCGCUGGCUCAGCUUUGACCACGGAGUUUGGUGCGCGACUGACGGCCGCCGGGUCCUGCUGCAAGAAGAGACCGCCCGUCCAUCCCGCCUCUGUGACCCGCGGCGCCCAUCACCGGCCAGCGGCGGCAGCCAGCCCCAGCAGCAGGCAGCCGGUCCCAGAAGCGAGCAGCCGGCCACAGGAGCGGGCAACCAGUCCCCAGGAGCGGGCAACCAGCCGGGGCGCGGAGCGCGGCAGCCGGCGGAGCGCGUUUCCCUCGCUCGGCAGUCACAGCCCCACAAGCGGCAGGCGGUGAGGAUCGGUUCGGCUCCGCUCGGCUCGGUCGGCGCUGACGGAGGCGGGAGUCCGGCGGAGGAUCGGCCGUGCCUCAGCGCCAUGCCCACCGUCCGGCCGUGGUGGCUGCCCGUUCUCCUCCUCCUCCUCCUCCUCUUCAGUUACCGCACCGCCGCCGAGGGCCACGGCUCCCUGCGCUCGCCGGGCCCGGGCAGGCAGAGUCCACCGGCGGUGGACACGACGGGCGGGACCCCCGCGGUGCGGGGCGCCGAGCCCAAUGCCUCCCGCCCGGACACGCUGCCCAAAGGCGGGGGGCCGGCGGGCGGGCGGCCGCGUUCGGGCUCCCCCCCCAUGUGCACGGGGCAGACGGAAAUCAAGGAGACUUUUAAGUACAUCAACACGGUGGUGUCCUGCCUCGUCUUCGUCCUGGGCAUCAUCGGCAACUCCACGCUCCUGCGGAUCAUCUACAAGAACAAGUGUAUGAGGAACGGCCCCAACAUCCUCAUUGCCAGCCUAGCCCUCGGAGACCUUCUCCAUAUUAUCAUCGACAUUCCCAUCAAUGUCUACAAGCUACUUGCAGAGGACUGGCCCUUUGGUGUUGAAAUGUGCAAGUUAGUACCCUUCAUUCAAAAGGCAUCAGUGGGCAUCACAGUGUUGAGUUUGUGUGCCCUCAGUAUAGAUAGGUACCGAGCAGUCGCGUCUUGGAGUCGCAUUAAGGGAAUCGGGGUGCCAAAGUGGACAGCUGUUGAAAUUGUCCUGAUCUGGAUUAUAUCAGUGAUACUGGCUGUUCCAGAAGCUAUUGCAUUUGACAUGAUUACAAUGGAGUACAGAGGAAAGGAUCUUAGAAUCUGCCUGCUUCACCCCACACAGAAAACAUCAUUUAUGAUGUUUUACAAGCAGGCUAAAGAUUGGUGGCUGUUCAGCUUUUACUUCUGUUUGCCACUGGCUAUUACGGCAUUUUUCUAUACACUCAUGACCUGUGAGAUGUUACGAAAGAAAAGUGGGAUGCAGAUUGCUUUAAAUGACCACUUAAAACAGAGACGUGAAGUAGCCAAAACUGUGUUCUGUCUGGUACUUGUUUUUGCCUUGUGUUGGCUCCCACUUCACUUAAGCAGAAUAUUGAAACUCACUAUUUAUGAUCAGAAGGACCCCAACAGAUGUGAACUUUUAAGCUUUUUUCUCGUGAUGGACUACAUUGGUAUUAACAUGGCUUCACUGAAUUCCUGCAUCAAUCCCAUAGCUCUGUAUUUAGUGAGCAAGAGAUUCCAAAACUGCUUUAAGUCAUGCUUGUGUUGCUGGUGCCAAUCCAAAGAUCUGCUGUCCCUGGAGGAAAGGCAGUCCUGUUUAAAGUUCAAAGCUAAUGAUCACGGAUAUGAUAAUUUCCGCUCCAGUAACAAGUACAGCUCUUCAUAAAGGUAUAUUCCCUUACAUUAAUGCUGGUGCCUUUUUAAAUAAAAGUGGCAAUCACCUUUAACUAGAUGGUAACGUUAAAAAAAUCUAGUUUUGUGUUCACACAAAGAACAACAACAAAAAAAUGACAGCCCCAAAACUGUGUCAUGUUGAAAAUCCUGGACUUUUAUGAAAUCCUCAGUUAUGGAGCACGAAGAAAAGAGUAUCAAGAACAAGUCAUUGUUAGCACUUGAAUACUUCUGAAUCAGCACUUCCAAAUGAUCCCAACUUCCUGUACAUUAAAUGAACAUUUGUAUUCUCUAUAACAGUUGUAGGAACUGAAGUCACAGUAAUUACUAAGCAGUAUAAUUAACGUUAAUUGGAUCAAAGCCAUUAUUAUAUAUAACUCAAUGUAUUAUCUAUUAUAAAGCGAAUUAACUACCAUCACUAUUGUUUGUUUUUUAAUUUUUUAUUAAAACAUGAAAUACUUUGUAACAGAAGUUUAAAUGUAAAAAAGUAGAAUUUUUUAUCAGAGGUAUUAUAAAGGUAGCUAAUGAAAUUAUUAAAGGAUGCAAUCUCUGAUGAUUGUUUUUAACCUAUUGUUGUUAUAAGGAACCUCCCAAGGCCUCUGUAAACCGUUCUUUAACCACUGUGCAUUCUCAGUUCACUUGGCAGCACUUGGGGUAUGAUCCAUUUCACUGUUUCUGUGUCAUUCAUGUUUCACAGCAGUGGAAGAGAUAAAAACACUACAAGCAAACAUUAAUAAUUAAUGUUAAACUAUAAAUUAAAAAUGUAAUUACUGAUGGAACCAUACGAACAAUGGCUAGUAUUACAAAUCAGCCAUUUUUAACCUAAUUAAAAUUUAUUCUAUCCUGUGUAAACAGUGGGCAUUCAAAAACCUGACAGUCCUUUACUUGAGAUACUUUUACUUUGCAUUGUUUUUGCAAUUUAAAUACUGUCUUGGGGCAAAAUCCUUUGGAAAUAGAAGGUGGGAAAAAAAUUAACCAGGGGAAAAAACAGGGAGAAUUUGAACUUCUAUUUUCAUUCAGAUUUAAGUCUUCAUUAAGAAAAUAAUUCACCAACUGUAUUUCUAGAGAGCAGUACAGUACUGUGUAGCACGCUUGUCUUCAUAGUAUUUUAAAAUACCUUCUGCUUCUGUAUUUAUGGGCCUAAAAAGAAGUGUGAUGAGUUUCUGCUUCUGUAAAUAGUUUAGUGAGCCAUAAUUAAUUAUAAAGUAUUAAAAUAUGGGCAGGACCCUGUAAGAAAACAGAAAAAUAAAGGUGCCUGUAACAAACAUGAGGUGUAUUGCCAGGAGCAAUGCACGUAUACAUGGCAGGUCAUUCUUUUGGCUUAUCAUUUCCUAAUUUUUUGUUAAAGAUGCCCCCAAAGACUUUUUAAACAUAUUUUGUGCACUAAGGCAUGAGUUUUUCAAGAAAAAAUGUUGUAUAACAAGCUUUUAUAAAAAGAGUGUUUUCAAUAGGCAUGGCAUUCUUCUAAUAAAAAUAUUUAUCAAAACUCAGGAAUUUUUUUAAAUUAAUUUCCAAUUUUCACAUGCAAGGAUUUUUAUCUUUUUUUUCCAAUCUUGAUUAACUUCAGAUUUUUUAAGAAAGUGCCUUAAAUACACUGAGGAUGGCAACAGUCUCACUAAAAUGUUCAGCUGAUGUUACUACCUUAGAUGGGUUUCAUCUCACCUGACUAUAGAUAGCCACAGCUACCUUGCAAACACCUAAAAAUGGGAGAGGUGAACCCCAUUCCUGGUGUUGCCCCCAUCACAAGCUAUCAACUCUGUGCUUGUAUAAUCAAGCUGAGGACCUAUGCACAUGCAUUUGAGCAUGGGCACGUGUGUGUGUGUGAGUGUGAGUAAGUGUGCAAGUGUGCCCCUUGUCCACCGUUAGGUUGUUGCUGUCACUGUCUUUCCACACACCUGCACCCAACUGCUACAGUGCUGAACUUCUUUUAUAUUAUACAUCUAUUUAAAGUUUUGUUCUUUACAUUUUUACCUUUAACUUCCAUGGUAACUUUGUCAUGGUGAGCCGUGAAUAUCACUUCUUCACUUCAUCCUGCCUGCCUCUGUUUCUGUGAAAUGAGUUUCAUCUGUUCAGGAUGGAUAACCAGUGAAAUCCUAAGUUUCAUACUGAUCAGUGUUAUUUCCAUCAAGUCAUAUUGUUAACAAUAAUGUACAUGUAUAUUAUUGCUAUUUUUAUUUAAAAUAUAACUGUUGUAUUGGCAACUUUGUAACAUAUUUUCAUUUUUUUGCCUGGACUAAUUGUUUAUUAAGACAAGUCCUGCUAAGUCAGACGUUUAGGUUUUGCAAAUAGAGACCACAUAUACUGCCCACUUUUUGGAGUUAAUAUAUA
Calypte anna (Anna's hummingbird) is the source of this 4018-nucleotide messenger RNA. It is a transcript of the gene EDNRB, whose product is annotated as endothelin receptor type B. Bases 375 to 1685 code for a protein of 436 amino acids. The transcript is spliced from 8 exons. The record is from RefSeq and is a predicted model, not a curated record. Gene Ontology annotation, molecular function: endothelin receptor activity. NCBI's taxonomy places the organism in Eukaryota, Metazoa, Chordata, Aves, Apodiformes, Trochilidae. Gene Ontology annotation, cellular component: membrane. Gene Ontology annotation, biological process: regulation of blood pressure; vasoconstriction; enteric nervous system development.